Messenger RNA from Laccaria bicolor S238N-H82, 993 nucleotides. RefSeq lists its product as uncharacterized. Gene Ontology annotation, cellular component: GET complex. Gene Ontology annotation, biological process: post-translational protein targeting to endoplasmic reticulum membrane. Bases 1 to 993 code for a protein of 330 amino acids. The transcript is spliced from 8 exons. NCBI's taxonomy places the organism in Eukaryota, Fungi, Basidiomycota, Agaricomycetes, Agaricales, Hydnangiaceae. The record is from RefSeq and is a predicted model, not a curated record. Gene Ontology annotation, molecular function: ATP binding; ATP hydrolysis activity.
AUGUCGACAGAUCUCUUACCUCCAACCCUCCAGAAUAUAUUGGAUCAAACUUCACUGAAAUGGAUUUUUUGCGGUAAAGAAUCAACUCUUCGCAAAACCACGACCUCAUGUUCUUUGGCCAUCCAGCUCGCCAAAUGCCGUAAAUCGGUGCUACUCAUUUCUACCGACCCAGCGCACAAUUUGUCGGACGCAUUUGGGCAGAAGUUUUCUAAGGACGCGACGAAGGUUAAUGGCUUCGAUAACCUAUUUGCGAUGGAGAUCGACCCGACGAGCGCAAUUCAAGAGAUGGUUGAACAAUGUAUGUUGGCCGACUCAAACGGUAUGAUGGGAUCUAUGAUGCAGGACCUUGCCUUUGCUAUACCAGGUGUAGAUGAAGCUAUGAGCUUUGCGGAAAUUAUGAAGCAUGUACAUGUAAAAUCCAUGGAAUACUCCGUGAUCGUGUUUGACACUGCGCCCACGGGACAUACCCUUCGCUUUUUGUCUUUCCCCACAGUAUUGGAAAAGGCUCUUGGAAAAUUAAGCUCCCUUGGAUCGCGGUUCGGGCCGAUGAUAAGUCAGAUGUCGAGUAUGAUGGGAGGUGAAGCCGGUUCCCAGGAGGAUAUGUUCGCGAAACUUGAGUCCAUGCGCGGGGUCAUCACUGAAGUCAAUACCCAGUUUAAAGAUCCUGAAAAGACGACUUUCGUCUGCGUCUGCAUUUCAGAGUUCUUGUCGCUCUACGAAACCGAGCGACUGGUUCAAGAAUUGACCGCUUAUGAGAUCGACACACACAAUAUCGUCGUCAACCAGCUUCUCUUCCCAAAGAAAUCGUCCAAUUGCGAACAUUGUAGUGUUCGCCAGAAGAUGCAGCAGAAAUAUCUUGCGGAAGCUCACGAACUUUAUGAUGAAUUUUUCCACAUCAUUCAACUCCCACUUCUCACAGAAGAAGUUAGAGGCCCAGAGAAGCUCAAUGAGUUUAGUAAGAUGCUUGUUGAACCUUACGUUACACCUGAGUGA